AUGACAGCCCCAACAACACUAAAUAACGGACCAACAAACGCCCUGCCUCCUUCCCCAACAUCCCCGCCGCGACCCACAGCUCUGCGCCAAAGCGAAGCCCACGCCAGGGGCCCGGGCGAAGGCGAAGGCGGCGGCGGCGUCAAACGGCGGCCCCACCGAGGGAGAAAAACCCUGUGGGCGAGGCGAGGCACGGCCAACGAGGCCCCGUCGAACCAACUAUUACAACGCAUAAAAACGACUCCCCGAAACUUCUACAAGAAAGCCCGCGAGCCCCCAGUGCGCCCGGCGACGCCCGCUCCCCCAGCAGCGCCCAACCCCAGAGGCCCCAGCAUUGCGGCCAGAGUGAAGAGUGCGCGUGUCCCACCUCCACCACUUGAUCUUCCAUGCAAACCACACCAAGCCCCAGCCAAACCAGCCCGACCUGCAGCCCACCAGCCCGCCCUCAGCCGACUCACCACCAGCCCGCCCUCAGCCCACCAGCCCGCCCUCAGCCGACCUCAGCCCAGCCCCCCCAGCCCCCAGCCGCCCUCAGCCCACCAGCCCGCCCUCAAGCCCACCAGCCCUCCGCCCACAGCCCAAGCCCCACCAGCCCGCCCGUCAGCCGCCCCAAGAAAGCCGACCUCAGCCCACCAGCCCUCAGCCGACCUCAGCCCACCCAGCCCGCCCUCAGCCGACCUCAGCCCCACCAGCCCGCCCUCAGCCGACCUCACCAGCCCAGCCGACCAUCAGCCCACCAGCCCCGACCCAGCCAGCCACCAGCCAGCCCUCAGCCCCCCCGCCCCAGCCCCUGCCAAGCCGACCUCAGCCAGCCCCGCCGACUCAGCCCACAGCCCGCCAGCCGACCUCAGCCCACCAGCCGCCCACCCAGCCGCCACUCAGCCCACCAACCCUCAGCCCACCAGCCGCCUCAGGCCACACACCAGCCGCCCUCAGCCGCACCACCCGCGCCCCAGCCCACACCUCAGCCCAGCCGACGCUUACAGACCCACCAGUACCGCCCCCAGCCACCAGCCCGCCCUCAGCCCACCAGCCCGCGCCCACAGCCCACCCAGCAUCGCCCACCAACCCGACCCCUCAGCCCCACCAGCCCGCCCUCAGCCCAACCAGCCCGAACCUCUCACCCACCAGCCGCCCAAGGCCCGACCCGCCUCAGCCACCUCAGCCCGACCUCAGCCCACCAAGCCCGCCCUCAGCCCUCAGCCCACAGCCCGCCCUCAGCCGACCUCAGCCACGCCCACGCCCACGCCACUGGUCGUCGAGACAGGGUGGAUCCAGCGGCGGUGA
Penaeus vannamei (Pacific white shrimp) is the source of this 1284-nucleotide messenger RNA. The record is from RefSeq and is a predicted model, not a curated record. Lineage: Eukaryota; Metazoa; Arthropoda; Malacostraca; Decapoda; Penaeidae.